Molecule: messenger RNA, 1488 nt
Organism: Anopheles maculipalpis
Lineage: Eukaryota; Metazoa; Arthropoda; Insecta; Diptera; Culicidae
Product: acyl-coenzyme A thioesterase 9, mitochondrial-like
Exons: 5
Coding region: 1-1488 (495 amino acids)
Biological process (GO): acyl-CoA metabolic process
Cellular component (GO): mitochondrion
Molecular function (GO): fatty acyl-CoA hydrolase activity
Source: RefSeq, a predicted model, not a curated record
AUGAUUGCAACCAGGGUCAGAUUCGGUGGUUUGCCGAACAUAGUGCAUCGGCAGUUUUGCAGCGGCAGCUUGCAACCGAUACGAUAUGGAAUGGCACAACACCAACGUACGCUAAAUGUCGCUACAGCUAGUGCACUGAUAAGUGAUACCAAAACAACCUUACCAGUGUCGUCACGCGGUCAUAGAAUGUUUUCCAGCAUCAACUAUCUGAGGGGUGAUUUGGAGUGUACGGCCGGGACGAUGAACGAUGUGAAACAAACGAUAAUACAAAAACUAGGCAUUGAGGUCGGCUACACACCAUUCGUAAGCACCCGCGAACAUCUGGUCAAGUAUGUUCCGCAAUCCGUUAGUGCGCUUCCACCCCGCAGUAUGCAGGAUUCGUUUACAUCGGCGAUAAUUCCGCUGACAACGGAUAAAAUUCUCAAGGACAAGUAUGUCGGUUUCAUGGGAAAUGUGCGCGUUGGUCGGCUUAUGGAAGAUAUGGAUAUGUUUGCCGUAUGGGUCGUUCAUAAGCAUGUACUGGUGCCGGAUCUUCCGGAAGGUGUUUCGUUACCAUACACCUUCGUAACCGUGCUGGUAGACAAGAUCGACUUUACCGACCUAGUGCCAACGCAUGAUGCCGAUAUUCGUCUUUCGGGCCAUGUAAGCUGGGUCGGGCGAACAUCCGUAGAGGUGGUAGUAUGGAUGGAGCAAAAGCUGCAUGGAAAAUGGCGUAAGCUUACCCGGGCCUUGUUUCUGAUGGCUGCUCGUGAUGCUACCAACACGAAAGCAGCCUUUAUCAAUCCAUUGGUGCCAGCGAACGAGGAGGAGAAAACUAUUUUCGAUGGAGGAGAAUCGCGUAAAAAGCGGCGCAUUCAGAUGCAACAGGAAGAUUUGCUAAAGACUGAACCGAACGAUUUUGAGCAGCGAAUGGUUCACGAACUGUUUGUAAAAUCAAUCGACACCAAGAGCAAAGCGUUCAACAAGCGCAUCCUUCCACCGGGAUACGUUUGGAUGGAAGAUGCCACUAUGGCGAACAUAGUGUUUUCCCAUCCCGAAGAUCGUAACGCACAUAACAAGGUGUUUGGUGGAUUUUUGAUGCGAAAUGCGCUCGAGUUGAGCUGGGCGUUGGCAUACAAUUUUGCCAAACGACGCCCAAAGCUGGAACACAUAUCGGACAUAAGCUUCCACCAUCCGGUCGAUGUUUCUUCAAUGCUGAACAUGCAAGCGCACGUAAUUUUUACCGAUCUGCAUUACAUGGAAAUUGUUGUACUGGCUGAUGUGUACGAUGCCGUCACUGGUCAGCAAACGACCACAAACAGUUUCUACUACACGUACUCGGUCGCUGAGCGACUGCCCAAGAUAAUGCCCAAAACGUAUCACGAGGCAAUGUAUUAUUUGGAUGGACGUCGAAAGUUCCGUUACGCUAUGGGUAUCGAUGCGGGAAAUUCGAACGCUGCUGCACCAUCGGCAGCUGGUGCGACAGAAACAACGAAAAGCAAAUUGUAA